Molecule: messenger RNA, 1665 nt
Organism: Letharia lupina
Lineage: Eukaryota; Fungi; Ascomycota; Lecanoromycetes; Lecanorales; Parmeliaceae
Exons: 6
Coding region: 1-1665 (554 amino acids)
Source: RefSeq, a predicted model, not a curated record
AUGUCCUCAAGAACGCAAGAGACAAAGAUGAAGAGCCCAGAAGGAGAGAGGGACUCGUCGCUUCUGCAAAUCAACUCUGUACUUCAGCCAAUGUUUCUUGAUAUCGCAGAGGUCAUCAACACAAAGAUUUUCGUUAUUGUGGAUGCACUUGACGAGUGCUCUGACUGGACUGCCGGAUUUCUGGACGCUUUGAAUGCACUACCGGAGUCGGGCGUUGACAUACGGGUUCUAGUCUCAAGCCGUCCCGAUGACCACAUUAUAGACGACUUAAGGGAGGUGCCAUGUCCCAGGAUCGCUAGGAAGUCCGAUGGGAUGAUCCAAUAUGCGAACAUGGUCAUCGAAAAUCUAAAGCAGUCAAAGGCUGUGAGGAUUAACGUGCAACUAUUAAUGAAACGCCUUCCAGAUGGGAUGAGCGAUCUCUACAAGCAGAUCUUGGAAAGGUUACAGGAAGACGACCGUGAAAUGCUGCUUACAGUACUGCGAUGGCUGAUGUGCAGCGAAGGCAAGAUUGAAAUUGCUCUGGUGUUAGACGACAUAGAGCGUUGCUAUGAGGACUUGGGCACCGAUGAAGACGACUCUGAAAUUGAGGAUAUCGAAGAUUCUGACAACAGCUCAGCAGUCAUCGGAGUAUCAAAAGGUAUGGAGCCCCAAGAAGAGAAUAUUGACUACAAGGAUCGAGAAUCGGUAAAACGGCUCAAAACGGUAGGCCGAGAUUGUUUGAAGUUCUCUUCGGCAGUCGUCGACAUCCAACACAAAUCUGUCCGAGACUUCAUCAGCAGUGAGGAGAAAUGGCUGGCUCAGGAUCCCAGGAUUUGCUCAGAUUGCACAGAGCGUAUGAAUCAAGUCUCCACCUACCAGGCUUUCCCAAAACAUGAACAUCUCAUCAUGGCGAAAUACAUUUUUCGAAAGCUCAUGCCCCGAUCCUUUCAAGACAAGUUCAUCACGAUCAAAGGCUUCGAGAAGGACAAGCUUAAUGCCGCUGGUUUGACAAGUGAAAGUGUUGCAUUGCAACACGGACCUGACAUUGGCAUUGAAAAUCUAGCCCCAAAAGUAACUGUGAGCCUGGGCACAGAAACAACAGAGCUAGCCACACACAUUGCGGCGGAAGCCGAAAAGGACAAUCCUAUAUCGAAUCUGCCGGACUUCGGUUCUGACGAGGAAGAACCGCCCAGAUACGAGCUUGCACAAUGGUCAAGACACUUGCGAGCUGCAGAGGAAGCCUGGCCUGCAGCUGAACGCGAUACCGACCUGCAAGAACACGAAGACGAGUGGACCUCUCUCGAGUGGACCCCUCACCAUUUCGCGUGCUGGAAGAAUGGUGGAAACAUCGGCAUUGAAUUGCUCGCGCAGCAUGAUGCCGAUGUGAAUGCGUUAGAGAGAAUAAAGCAGACCCUUCUUUCAGUGCUCGCUGCAGGUUCUGGCUCGCCAAAGUUGUUUCAGUACCUACUGCACCUCGGCGCCAAACCUGAGCUAUUUCUUGACCACGAUGCGAAAGUCAACGAGCAGGACAAAGAAAGUCAGGGACCACUUUAUGCAGCGUGUCCGGUAGGCAAUGUCCCUGGCGCCCGACUGCUGUUCGAAUAUGAAACGGACAGCGACGAUGACGACGACGUGUUGGGCAGGACAGCAAUGCUGCAGUCGGAGCAAGCAACCUUGAGCUCGUGA